AUGAUCAUAUUUGAUGAAUGGAUUCUCGAUAUGAUGAUAUCAGAUGAAUGGAUUCUCGAUAUGAUCAUAUCAGAUGAUGAGAUUCUCGAUAUGAUGAUAUCAGAUGAUGAGAUUCUCGAUAUGAUGAUAUCAGAUGAUGAGAUUCUCGAUAUGAUGAUAUCAGAUGAAUGGAUUCUCGAUAUGAUGAUAUCAGAUGAAUGGAUUCUCGAUAUGAUCAUAUCAGAUGAUGAGAUUCUCGAUAUGAUGAUAUCAGAUGAAUGGAUUCUCGAUAUGAUCAUAUCAGAUGAUGAGAUUCUCGAUAUGAUUAUAUGUGAUGAUGAGAUUCUCGAUAUGAUCAUAUUCGUUGAAUGGAUUCUCGAUAUGAUCAUAUCAGAUGAUGAGAUUCUCGAUAUGAUUAUAUGUGAUGAUGAGAUUCUCGAUAUCAUCAUAUCAGAUGAUGAGAUUCUCGAUAUGAUCAUAUUAGUUGAAUGGAUUCUCGAUAUGAUCAUAUCAGAUGAUGAGAUUCUCGAUAUGAUGAUAUAG
Messenger RNA from Trichomonas vaginalis G3, 522 nucleotides. RefSeq names its product AG-1 blood stage membrane protein-like protein family. Bases 1 to 522 code for a protein of 173 amino acids. NCBI's taxonomy places the organism in Eukaryota, Parabasalia, Trichomonadida, Trichomonadidae. The record is from RefSeq and is a predicted model, not a curated record. The transcript has a single exon.